AAAAGCAGCGCACGGGCUCAUCCUGGUGGGGCUAUUUCAUCAGCAAGUCAUCGGUCGCACUCAUUUCGUCUUUCUACACCCAUAAACGAGAAGAAGGCACAAAAGGUCCUAAUCUGCUGCUGCUGCUGGAAACACUGUGUGACCACACACCUGCCACUUCCUGCUCUGUGUACUCAAGUGACUCUCAUCAAAGUGAACACACACACGUCAGAGGACCAAUAACUUAGUACUUGACUUGUUUUCCCCCCAAUCUGUCCACAACACUUCAUCAGUCCUGAGUUAACUGUGUCGCAGGUGUUUUGUUUACACUCACCCACACACGUAAAGUAUUUAAAACUCUUAUCCCGGUCCUACGCCCACACUCAGUCACAGCCAACAUGGCCAGCAAGCUGUCCAGCUUCGGCAAAACCCUGCUGCGCCGCCGGGCGUUAGACUGCUCCAACGAGGAGACCCAGUUCGCCCGCUGCUUGUCCACCCUGGACCUCAUCGCCCUGGGCGUGGGCUCCACGCUGGGCGCCGGCGUCUACGUCCUCGCCGGCGAGGUGGCCCGGGAAAAGGCGGGACCGGCCAUCGUCCUCUGCUUCCUCAUCGCCGCUCUGUCCUCCAUGCUGGCCGGUUUGUGCUACGCCGAGUUCGGCGCCCGCGUCCCCAAGACGGGGUCCGCGUACCUCUACAGCUACGUGACGGUUGGAGAAAUCUGGGCCUUCAUCACGGGAUGGAACCUCAUCCUCUCAUACGUCAUAGGUACGGCCAGUGUGGCCAGAGCUUGGAGCUCCACCUUUGACAACCUGGUUGAACAGAAGAUCUCUGGCUUUUUUAAAGCCUCCAUGGCCAUGAAAGUACCAGGUGGGGUGCUGGCGGAGUACCCCGACCUGUUCGCUUUGACACUGGUCCUACUGCUAACUGGGCUUCUGGCCUUUGGCGUGAGCGAGUCUGCGCUGGUGAACAAAAUCUUCACGGGCAUCAACCUGGUGGUUCUGGGGUUCGUCAUCAUAUCCGGCUUCGUUAAGGGGGACACAGCCAACUGGAACCUGACAGAAGAAGACUACCUCAGCUUCAGAAACACCACCUCUAAUUUCACAAAGUUGGAGGAGGAGUUUGGUGAUGGUGGUUUCGCUCCGUUUGGCUUCAAGGGGAUCUUGAGUGGUGCGGCCACCUGCUUCUACGCCUUCGUGGGCUUUGAUUGCAUCGCCACAACAAGCGAAGAGGCAAAGAACCCCAUGCGGUCCAUACCCAUCGGCAUCGUGGCCUCGCUGCUCAUCUGUUUCUUCGCCUACUUUGGCGUUUCUGCCGCUCUGACCAUGAUGAUGCCGUACUACCAGCUGAACACCGACAGCCCUCUGCCCGAAGCGUUCAGCCACGUGGGCUGGGCCCCCGCCAGGUACAUCGUGGCCGUGGGUUCCCUCUGUGCUCUGUCCACCAGCCUCCUGGGCUCCAUGUUUCCCAUGCCUCGAGUGAUUUACGCCAUGGCCGAGGACGGGCUGCUGUUCCGCUUUCUGUCCAAGAUGAACACCCGCACAAAGACCCCCAUCCUGGCCACCAUCGCCUCUGGUAUUGUUGCAGCUCUGAUGGCUUUCCUUUUCAAGCUGGCAGCCCUGGUUGACCUCAUGUCUAUAGGAACUCUGCUGGCCUACUCUUUGGUAGCCAUCUGUGUCCUAAUUCUGCGGUAUCAGCCAGGAAAUCUGAACUCCUCCAGCCAGAUGGAGAAACUGGUGGAGCUGGUGGAAGGGGAGAAGGUGGCUGUGAGCGGAGGGGACAGCAGUGAUGAGUACGGCCCAGAGACGGAGGACAGACCCCUUCAGGAGACGUUCACUGUCAAGCUGCUGUUCAGUCCGAGCGGAAAAACCCCAACGCAGACCUCCGGGACCAUCGUCUACGUUGCCACUGCUGUCAUCUCGGUUCUCAUCACUGCACUCUGCAUCAUCCUGGCGAACUGUCUGACAGAGCUGCUCCAAGGCCAUCCUGGUGUUAUAGUGCCCUGUGUUAUCUUAGCUCUGCUCUGUGUCGUCUGCAUUAUUAUCAUCUGGAGGCAGCCGGAGAACAAAGAGGCGCUCACUUUCAAGGUUCCUCUGCUUCCCUGGUUGCCCCUGUUCAGUGUUUUCGUCAACAUCUACCUCAUGAUGCAGCUGGACUUUGGUACAUGGGUCCGCUUCGCUGUCUGGAUGUUUAUCGGUUUCCUCAUCUACUUCCUCUAUGGUGUUAGGAACAGCAGCGAGGCUAACAGGUCGUCCCCACGCAAAUAUGAGCCGGCGCUGCAGAACAAGAAGCCCAUUUACACAGGCGCCAAUGACGAGAGCGACGUGGAGGCGGGCAGCAGCCCCUGAUGCACACUGACAGACCUGAGGGCCGUUGAGGAGCAUCUACACUCAGUUUCUGAUCAUCUGCAGUGUAGGUGGCUUUUGGAACGCUGCUCUCAGUUUGAAGGGAGGGAGAGGCAAGAAGACAAACCGCCACACACACAUCUUACCUCUAACUUGGAGGCUGAGUAACUUUACCGGACGCUGGGACAAAAUCGUUUCCUGGACCACCUGUCUGAUUUUCAAACGUGGUUUUAAUGAACCCGCAGCAGACCGUUACCAGGCUAUAACACAUUCUGAAUGGAUGUAACUCAUCGUGCUGAAAUCAUCAGUGUUUUGUUUUUUUUAUUUUCCCCUUAAAUGAAACUGGAACGCUGUUACAUUUUAUUUGUGUUUACUGCGAGCGGAGCCGCUCGAAGAACCACGGUGUAAAUCUGUCCAACCUGCAGGGUUCAUUAAAGCAGAGGGACAGAUGAAAAUCACUGGCUUCUUCUAGAUGUGAUUCAGUAAAGUGAGUGUGUUUAGUUAGUGUCAGCAGUGUCUGUCAUCGCAGGUAGCUCAGUAACUUCUGGUUGAUGUUAAGCUUCAAUAUUUAGAGACAAAAUCCAGAUGACUUGAGGUUUAAAACAUAAUUGCCCAAAGAACAGCUGUAGGUUAGACGUACGCUUUUAAAACAGUAGGGAUUUACAAUACAUGUAUAUAUUUUUCUGUAGUGUUGACACCGUUUUAUAGUGUUGGCAGACAUUCUGUGGCCUUUAAUUUAAACUUGUGUGGCUCAAAACUAAAAUAUUUCAGAAGUCAGAAAACACAGCAAGCUGUAUCCUUGCUCAUGAAUUUAAAAUCAUUUUAGUAAACGUAGGGUUAAAGCUGGUUUUAUGUAACCACAAAGGUUGUUGUUUUUAGUUCCAGUUAAAACKUCUUGGCAGCUUUGUCUGUUAAGAUUCCUUCACUUGUAUUUUAUUUUUUACAACUUUUGUCAAACAGAAAUGUUAAUAUUUAAGUCUUUUAUAGUACUGCCUCUUAGGGAUAGUUUUAUUUUCUGUGUUUUAUAUAUUCUUUUCAAUGAAUGUGUUUAGAUGUUCAUGUGUACAGUUUUGUUGGUCCUUUUUUUUGUUUGUUUGUUUGUUGGUUUUUAUUUUAGUUUUCAUCUUGUGUUGUCACAUCCUUGUCAACUAAACUGAAAUUAUUUUUGGAAACUGUAUUCCGAAAGAAAAAUCGACCAUUUUGAAGUUGGUCAGUUAAUUAUUUGAGAACAGAUGAAUUCCCCCAAAUGUUUGGAGUCCGUUAGAUAACUUAUUGAUAUUAUUUGUUAUAGUGUUUUACUGUAGAGUGUACAGUAUUUGUCGAAAACUGAAUUUUUGUAUAAUGCUGUAAAGUAUGCAUAUAUAUCUUCCCCCCUUUUUUUUAAAUGUAAUUUGUGAUGGUUUUGUAAAUUACACUUGAAGGGUUCAAUGCUGCUGAAAUCCAAAUAAGAUUUGCUCCUGUGGAAGCGAAACUCUUUAGAACAUAUCUAACAAAAUGUUCCUAAAGAAGAAAGUUGAGGAUAAAUUCACAUUUUUUUUCCCAACGAUGAGUCUAAACUUUCGUCUAAAACCAUUUGAAGUGGCAUUUAGACAAGUGUAGAUUUGUCACAGGGUGAAUGUGACCUUUCCUCUGAAUUUCUGAUCAAACGAAGAACUCCACAGAAACCUGUCAGUAAAUUGUCAUCAAAAUGCUUCGCGAUGAGUCUGUGACUCACCCUUGUGCCUUUGAGUCCAAACAUCUCCCUGUUCUGUGCUGUUUCAUUACCAGCAGCACUUCAUCUUUCACUGUUUUAUAUCCUGUACAUAUUGCUGUCAUGUAAAAAAAUGAACUUUUUAAAAUAAAAAAUGAUUAAUGCA
Molecule: messenger RNA, 4177 nt
Organism: Austrofundulus limnaeus
Lineage: Eukaryota; Metazoa; Chordata; Actinopteri; Cyprinodontiformes; Rivulidae
Gene: slc7a3a
Product: solute carrier family 7 member 3a
Exons: 11
Coding region: 378-2324 (648 amino acids)
Biological process (GO): transmembrane transport; amino acid transport
Cellular component (GO): plasma membrane
Molecular function (GO): amino acid transmembrane transporter activity
Source: RefSeq, a predicted model, not a curated record